ACCCAAAAGCCUUCUGAAAUUGCUGCUUUCUGCUUAAUUCGGUUUCCUUCGAGUUACCGACGGAGGAAUCCAAGUGAUUAUAAAGGAAAAGAAUGUCAUUUCCGUUUCCAUUGUGAACUUGUAAUUCCAUCGAUUCCACGAAAGUCCGUAUUGAUUCCCUUUUUUUUUUUUCUGAAGUUUGCUCUGCAACGCGAAGGAUCUGAACUUCGGCCUCAAACUUCGAAUAGCUAUGCUAAGUAGGAGUUUCAAGGCCGCCAAAUGCAAAACUGCGUUGAAGCUUGCGGUGUCGCGCAUAAAGCUGUUGAAGAAUAAGAGGGAAGCGCAGGUGAAGCAGCUGAAGAGGGCAGUAGCUAAAUUGCUCCAGUCAGGGCAGGACCGGACUGCCAGAAUUCGGGUUGAGCAUGUUGUCAGGGAGGACAAGACAACAUCUGCAUAUGAACUGAUUGAGAUAUACUGCGAGCUUAUUGUGGCACGCCUAUCAAUCAUUGACUCGCAAAAAAACUGUCCCAUUGAUAUGAAGGAAGCAAUUUCAAGUGUAAUAUUUGCAUCUCCAAGAUGUGGAGACAUUCCCGAGCUCAUGGAUGUCCGCAAGCAUUUUACAGCUAAAUAUGGGAAAGAAUUUGUUUCUGCUGCUAUUGAAUUACGACCAGAGUGUGGUGUAAGCCGAAUGUUGGUUGAGAAAUUAUCUGCCAAAACACCUGAUGGCCAGACAAAGAUCAAAAUUUUGAGAGGCAUUGCUGAGGAACAUAACGUUAAGUGGGAUCCUAACUCAUUAGAAGAGCAAGAUACAAGGCAUCCUGAGGAUUUGCUGAAUGGACCAAACACUUUUGAGAAGGCCAGUAAAAUAUUUUUGGAGCCUCGUGUCCAAGCUUCACCAAGUCGUGAUGACAAGGGACCUCCAAAUGUUCAUGUUCCUCCUAAACAUGAUGCAUCUGGAAAUUUCUACGAGCAACAUGCAAGAUAUUCACCUACCUCCCAAAAUGUUAAUUCUGCAGAUGGUGGUGCCAAAAGAGUGACAACAUUUGGUACAUUUCAUUCAGAUGUGGGAACUCCAGGAAAUGAAAGUGAAGAGAGAGAGUCCACGCAUUCGUAUUCUGGGUAUGGGAAUGCUUUUUCUCUGGGUGGGAAGAAUUGGAAUAUGGAAUUUAAGGACGCUACAGCUGCUGCACAGGCAGCUGCUGCAUCUGCAGAGCUUGCAAGCAUGGCUGCCAGAGCAGCUGCAGAGCUUUCAAGCCGUGAAAAGGUCACUAGGCAAUAUUCUAUGGAAUCACCGAAGUCCUCUGCUUGUGCGCUAAGUGGUAGAGAGUCGCAAAAAUAUGCCAGAUCACAAUUGCGAGGUGAACAUCUUACCAAACAUCCGGUUAAUAAUGCCUUUCCUGGAAGAAAUUCUUGGAUGCAUGAAGAUCAAAUUGAUCGCACUGAGCAAGAUAUCCUGGCAGGAGAAACUGAAAAUUUUUACAGGAAUAAUCAUAAGAACACUGAUAAAUCUACCCGGUCAGCUUCCUUGAAGUCAACUACAGCUUCCAUUGAUAAUGGUCCAUUGGUUAGUGGUUCCCAAAAGACAGAUAGAUAUCCUCAAAGGAAUUCAUCUGAUCUAAAGAACAGUGAUUCUAUAGGUGGGGAGAGUACGAAGAGACGAUCCAACAACAAUGAGGCAAAAUUUGUUAGCAAAAUGAAUGAUAAUAUGGAAUAUGAGAACAUUGAUUAUAGUGGAGAUGCAGGUAUCAGAAGACAAUCCAGCAGAGUUUCCUCUCAUUCUCAUUCAAGCACUUUCAUUGAUGAUCAGAAUGAUAUCUUGAAUUUGAACCGCCAGAACCUAGGGCACGAUGCUGGUCGGGAACCUUUUGCUAUUGAUCAAGGAAGCAUCCACAGCGACCAUGAGGAGACUUCUUAUGACAAGGAUUCUAUAGUUUUUGAUGAAUAUUGUUCAGAUACUGAUGACUAUAAAUUCAAUGUAGACAAAGUGUUCAAGGGACAAGAAUCUAGUUUGCAUUUUUCUUCUCCAGGUAGAGAAUCAUCUGAAAAUCUCUUAGGAAAGAGAAAUGCUUUGAGCGCCAGGAAAAACAUUGAUGAGUUAUUUGGAAAGUCCCAUUCCCCAUCACAUUCUUUCGGCAAGCAACAUUCUUCUCUUCUAUUUUCUGAAAGUUCUGUGGCUCCUGCACAACCACAUGACCUGUCACACAUGACUUGUGACUAUUCAGAUGGUGAAAGUUCGGGUGGUGGAGAGGAUCUGGAGAAAUCCAAGUUUGUUGGGAGUAAGAAGGGUGGUAUGUAUCCUCGUGAACAGAAUGUUUACUCCAGUAAUUCAGAGUUGUACAAGAUUGCAAGUCAGGGGUUAAAAGUAUCAUCUACACAGAGAGAAAAUUUAGCGUAUAAGAGAAAACCACGGUUGCCACCCUCUUCAAUUGAUUCAGAUCACAUGGAAGUAGGUCUUGAAACAAACCAAGGAAAAGAAUUUUGUGGUAUCUAUGAUAGAAAGUUCGGUUAUAGUGACCUGCCAUCUCCAAAACUUGAGAAAUCUGGAUCAGAUUUGAGAACCAAGGACAAGGAGCACGUGCCAGGGUUACCAGAUACAUGGAAGGAUGACGAACUUCUGAAAGGGUCUAGUUCAGAUAGUGGUAGUGGGUUGAACCUUGGAAAGUUGACAGGCGGCCUUCGAAAUAAGGGUUUCAGGCAUCCACCUUAUACUACAAAUACAUCAGGAAAUGCAUCAUCAUUCACAAAACUAUCAGGCAAUACUUCUUCCAUGAUUGAUCAAUCCUCUCCUUCUGUAACUGUCCGGACUUCAAUCAGUCCUAAUGUUCACAAUCGUGAGCCACGCAAUCAGAAUGUGGCUCUAAAACACAGUAAAGAACCAAGUUCAAGAGCUCUGGUCUCAUCUUCUGAUUCUGAUGAGGAUUCUGAGCAUGCCUUAAAACAGAAUAUUAGCAGCAAUCAAGAGCCAUACAAUCAGAAAGUAGGCAGGGAAGUAAAUAAACAUUCAAGCUCAAGGGUCUCAACUAGAUAUUUUAAUGCAGAUACUAGUGAUUCUGAGGGAGAUCAUCCUAAACAGGAUUUCACUUGUAAUGCUCGCACAAUUACUGGGUUUUCUCAGAGGACAAAAGCUGCUGCUUCAAGUACCAGUAGGAGUUCUUAUUCGAAGGCUACAGAUAGCUCCGCGGUGUCAUUGACUCCUGACCAUGCAGCAGGAAGGAAAUCCUCUUCAAGGAUAUCCUAUGCCACGGAAGAUCUACCAAAGUCCUUGUCUCAGACCAAGAGUUCAGGUCACUUGGGAAAUUCUGAGCAGCGUCCGCCAGCAGUGCAGGCAACUUCUAAGCCAAUGCUAGAAUUUGAGAGGUCCCGAAUGGGGACAGUUUAAAGUCAUCCACAAGGAAACAUUCUUCUGGUUCUUUUCCAAGGAUACCAACAUCAGGUAGCACUGAGAUUCCGAAGUCUGCAAGUUCAAAUGCAGAUCAGAUUCCAUCUAAGGAAAAG
Molecule: messenger RNA, 3474 nt
Organism: Juglans microcarpa x Juglans regia
Lineage: Eukaryota; Viridiplantae; Streptophyta; Magnoliopsida; Fagales; Juglandaceae
Exons: 7
Coding region: 230-3358 (1042 amino acids)
Biological process (GO): protein transport
Source: RefSeq, a predicted model, not a curated record